Messenger RNA from Nipponia nippon (crested ibis), 809 nucleotides. RefSeq names its product siah E3 ubiquitin protein ligase family member 3 (gene SIAH3). Gene Ontology annotation, biological process: multicellular organism development; proteasome-mediated ubiquitin-dependent protein catabolic process. Gene Ontology annotation, molecular function: ubiquitin protein ligase activity; ubiquitin conjugating enzyme binding. Gene Ontology annotation, cellular component: cytoplasm. NCBI's taxonomy places the organism in Eukaryota, Metazoa, Chordata, Aves, Pelecaniformes, Threskiornithidae. The record is from RefSeq and is a predicted model, not a curated record.
AUGCUUUUCUUCACCCAGUGCUUUGGGGCUGUGUUAGAUCUUAUUCACCUGCGGUUUCAGCACUACAAGGCAAAGAGGGUUUUCUCAGCUGCCGGGCAACUUGUCUGCGUCGUCAACCCAACGCACAGCCUAAAGUAUGCACCAACCCGCUGUGCAGCUGCGCAGACAUCCGUGGAGCAAGGCACCCUUCCUCCCUGCCAUCACCACGAAGCAGUACACGACCCCCAGCUGGUUCCCUGCACGUGCCCACUCUUCUCCUGCCCAUGGGAAGGGCACCUGGAGGUGGUGGUGUCCCACCUGAGGCAGACCCACCGCAUCAACAUCCUUCAGGGAGCAGAGAUUGUCUUCCUGGCCACGGACAUGCACCUGCCCGCACCCACGGACUGGAUCAUCAUGCACUCUUGCCUUGGCCACCAGUUUUUGCUGGUCCUCAGGAAGCAGGAGAAGUAUGAAGGCCACCCCCAGUUCUUUGCUACGAUGAUGCUGAUCGGCACACCGACACAAGCCGACAACUUCACCUACCGCCUCGAGCUCAACAGGAACCAGAGGCGCCUUAAGUGGGAGGCGACCCCCAGGUCGGUACUGGAGUGUGUUGACUCUGUCAUUUCCGACGGGGAUUGCCUUGUGCUGAACACUUCCCUGGCUCAGCUCUUUUCCGACAAUGGAAGCCUAGCAAUAGGAAUUGCAAUAACCACCAGCAAAGUUCACAACGCCGAAGCUGAAAUGUGAGAAGGAAGAGGAAGAAGAAGAAGAGGAGAAACAAUGGUGCUCUAGCUGCCUUGUGAGAGCCAGAACUUGCGGACUUUUCG